Messenger RNA from Alternaria metachromatica, 1491 nucleotides. RefSeq lists its product as uncharacterized. Gene Ontology annotation, molecular function: tRNA-guanosine(34) queuine transglycosylase activity. The transcript has 2 exons. NCBI's taxonomy places the organism in Eukaryota, Fungi, Ascomycota, Dothideomycetes, Pleosporales, Pleosporaceae. Bases 1 to 1491 code for a protein of 496 amino acids. The record is from RefSeq and is a predicted model, not a curated record.
AUGUCUGACGGGGUCUCGACGAGGAAACUUGGUCAACUGCCGGCUGAAAUGCUGGAUUUCACGCUCCUCAAGACGUCAGGCUCGCUUGCGCCGCGACUUGGCCGCCUGUCGUUCCCGGGACGCAAGAGUAUCCUUACACCCGCCUUUAUUGGCAACACAUCCAGAGGCGUCAUCCCCCAUGUAUCGCAGGACAACUUCCGACGGAGCGCCGAUGUUGGCGGAGUUUACGUCGCGCUCGAGGACUUCGUUGAGAAGCGCCCGCACAAGACUCCGCCAGUCUUCAAGUAUGACGUGCCUGAGCCGUUGCGCAAGUUCAUCGCCCUCUCCGAAGACACACUCCUCGUCCUGGGUGCACGUCGCAAUCCGCCCAUAGCCAGCCCUCACGGAAAUACAGACACCGAGAUACGCCUCCUGACGUCGGUCGGCUUCACGACUCUUAGCUCCGAGUACUAUGCCGCCGCCGCACGCAAGCUGCAACCAGACAUCGUCGUGGGAUUGGGUGACAUACCAGUCGGGCAGGAGGCCAUCAGUCUCAAGCGGAAAGACCGGAUGAGCGACAGGACCGAGGUGUGGCUGCGUGACAUGGUAGCCAAGCAGGGCACCAUCGACGAGGGCGAGAAAGCAUGGAGCAUCUUUGCGCCCAUCCUGCCCAUCGAGCGCGACCUACAGUCAUGGUAUCUGGAUCACCUGCUAGACGAUAUGGUGGACAAGAUCAGCGGCCUCGCCAUCUACGACGCCUAUCUACUCGAUGAACUACCCGGCCAGCUCCAUCACCUCCCACGACUAUCCUUCCACCUCCCUGCCAGCCCACAGGAGCUUCUCCGCCAUGUGCGCAUGGGCGUGGACGUCUUCACCGUGCCCUUCCUCGCCGACGCGACCGACGCGGGUAUCGUCCUCGACUUCACCUUCCCAGCGCCUGUCGGAGACGGCAAUACAAGCGUGCGCCGCUCUCUGGGCAUCGACAUGUGGAGCGGUGAGCAUGCUUUGUCCGUUACCCCGCUAUCCGAAGGCUGCACAUGCUACGCGUGCACAAAGCAUCAUCGCGCCUUCCUCCAGCACCUGCUUGCUGCCAAGGAAAUGCUGGGCUGGGUACUCAUUCAGCUACACAACCACGCCAUUCUCUCGGCCUUCUUCGCCGGCAUUCGCGCCUCCAUCGAAGCGGGUACCUUCGACGCCGACAUGGCCGCUUUCGAGGCCUAUUACGAGCCUACGCUUCCCGAAAAGUCUGGUCAAGGACCGCGAGUUAGAGGAUACCAGUUCAAGAGCGAGUCGCAUGAUCCGCAUAGGGAGAAGAAGAACCCCAAGGCUUUCAAGAAAUACAACGAAGAGACAAUCGUGAAGCUGAAGGCAGCUCGUAGCCAACAAACAGAAAAGAGGCCAGCAAUGACAGACGUUGUCGACGACGAGGCUCUGCUGGGCUUGGUUCAAUUGGACGAGUAUGUUGUGGACGCGGAUCCGGAUACGCAUAUGAAAGACUUGAAGGUCAAAUAG